Belonocnema kinseyi is the source of this 900-nucleotide messenger RNA. RefSeq lists its product as uncharacterized. The transcript has a single exon. NCBI's taxonomy places the organism in Eukaryota, Metazoa, Arthropoda, Insecta, Hymenoptera, Cynipidae. Gene Ontology annotation, molecular function: nucleic acid binding. Bases 1 to 900 code for a protein of 299 amino acids. The record is from RefSeq and is a predicted model, not a curated record.
AUGCAUUCCUUUUACUUCAAUGGUGAGUUACCUACUAUUAAUAAUGUACUUACGGCUGUAAAUGAUGAUGAUAAUCUUCCAAAUAUGUCCCGAAGCUCUUUAUAUCGCGUUUUGAGAGAAUUAAAAUUUGUGAAAUUCAAAAGACAAGCACAUAAAAUUUUCACGGAAAAAGGAGGUUUGAUUUUCUGGCGAAGGAAAUACCACGAACUUAUACGAAAAUAUCGUCGUGAAAAUCGUACAAUAUAUUAUUUAGACGAAACCUGGCUUAACGUGGAUGAUGUGUGCUCUCCACCUACAGUUUCGGCUAAUGAAUCCAUUGAAAUUGUCUUGCACAUUAGCAGUGAAGCAGGUUUUGUUCCAGGCGGGCUACUGUUCUUUAAAUUAACGGAUAAUUCAUAUGAUAAACGUAAUCGUAAUGUGAUGAACGGUGAAACAUUUAGGUUCGAAAAAAUAUUACCACUACUGAGUGAUAAUUGCGUGAUUGUGAUGGAUAAUGCUCGAUAUCAUUCAGUCAAAGAAGAGAAACUGGCAAAAGCGUCAUGGAUAAAAGAUGAAAUUAGGAAUUGGUUAUCGCAAAAAGGAUUGGCUUACGAGGAUUCGAUGCUUAAAGUGGAGCUUAUUCAAAUUGUGAAAAUGGUAAAACACUACUACGAUAAAUUUGUUAUUGACGAAAUUGCUAAACAAUCUGAUAAAAUUAUUCUCCGUCUACCGCCUUAUCACUGCGAUCUAAAUCCCAUCGAAAUGGCAUGGUCUUUGAUAAAAGAAUGUGUUAAAACACACAGUACAACUUCCAAACUUCCUGAUGUUGAAAAAUUAUUACACGAAGGAAUAGAUCAUGCAACUCCAGAACACUGGAAGAACUUUGUGAGGCACGUAGUAGAAGAAGAAAACAAGAGUUAG